Microplitis demolitor is the source of this 1915-nucleotide messenger RNA. Its product is annotated as carboxylesterase 1C. NCBI's taxonomy places the organism in Eukaryota, Metazoa, Arthropoda, Insecta, Hymenoptera, Braconidae. The record is from RefSeq and is a predicted model, not a curated record. The coding region runs from base 35 to 1915 and encodes 626 amino acids. Gene Ontology annotation, cellular component: cell surface; synapse; postsynaptic membrane. Gene Ontology annotation, molecular function: neurexin family protein binding; signaling receptor activity. The transcript is spliced from 4 exons. Gene Ontology annotation, biological process: neuron cell-cell adhesion; chemical synaptic transmission; synaptic vesicle endocytosis.
UCAUACCUCGGCGACGUUAAAAUCAGUCAGCAAGAUGUAUUGCUCCACGUUGGUCGUAAUGUUGUUUCUUCAUGAAUUAUUGUUUCUUACCGGAAUUACUUUGACUAAUUCACAGAAAACUAAUGCACGGCAAACGAGUACUAAGUCACCACCAACAGUUAAUAUUCCUGGACAGGGAACUUUGAUUGGAAAGGAGAUUCCUCUUGCUCGCCCGCAAAAAGUAACAGCGUUUUUGGGGAUACCGUAUGCCCAGCCACCAAUUGGUAAAAAACGUUUCGCGCCACCAGUCACCGAUCCAAUUGUCUCAUGGAGUAAUCCCCGCAAUGCCACUCAAUUCGCGCCGUCUUGUCAUCAAAAUUUAAAGUUAAUUAAACAUCAUGAGAUGCUGUACAGAAAAUUGUUGCCUUCUGAUUGGGAGAAUCCGGGUUAUAGUGAAGAUUGUCUUUAUUUAAAUAUUUACAUUCCUGACGACACAGCACCAACAGAAGGUUGGCCAGUAAUGGUAUGGUUCCACGGUGGUGAUUUUAACACCGGUACUCCGGCCAUGUGGGACGCAACAGUUUUUGUCAACAAGCAAAAGAUUCUCGUGGUGACAGUAGCGUACCGUUUAAACAUCUUCGGAUUUUUUACAACGACCACAGCGGAAGCACCAGGAAACUACGGAAUGUUGGACCAAGUAGCAGCAUUAGAUUGGGUCCAACAGAACAUCCAACACUUCAAUGGCUCGCGUGAUAAUGUUGUGAUAGCCGGUCACAAUGCCGGAGCAAUAAGCGUGGGCUUACAUAUCCUAAGUCCUUUAAGUAAAGGUAAAUUUUCCAAAGCAAUAGUAAUGAGCGGUGAUCCAAUAAGUACCGUACGAACACCAGAAUUAGAAGCACCAAUAGCUGAUCAAGUUGGAGAACGUUUCGGAUGUGUGAUACGUAAUCGCACGCGUUUAAUGGAAUGUUUACGUCGUGCCCAAGCUUCGGUACUACUCAAAGAGACAGCAGACAUUGAAACAUGGGGUCCAAUAAUUGACAUCACAACUACUAAUUCAACUGAUCCAUUUUUACCAAUGCCACCGCGUGAUAUUUUGGAAAUGGGUAAUUUCAAUGCGGUUCCAUUAAUGACAGGCUAUACGAGUAAUGAACAAUCACUUGCUUACAUCGAAACUCUAGAAAGUCCAGAAGAUGAGGGAAAAUUGACGUUCAAUAAAUUUGAUACGUUAAUAAGAGACGAAAUACUUGCGUCUGUCAGUUUGAAUAGCGACAACAGUUCAACUUGUGAAUCAAAACCUCACAUGAUCGCUGACGCUGUUAUAUUUUUUUAUAAACCGUACCCACAUACAGAUGAUACAAGUGUUUAUAGAGAUCGUUAUCUAUCGUUACAGACGGAAAAAAAUUACGCUGCUAGUUUAACUUUAUUGGCCUCACGUGUGUCAAAGCAAAAAGAUACGUUUGUAUAUCGGUUUGACUACAGACCAAUAACACAACUGGUGGUCCGUGAUAUCCCCGAAUGGGCAGGUGUACCUCAUAUGUUUGAAUUACCAUUUGUCUGGGGACUGCCUCACAUGUUUGCAAGCUCAAUACUCUGGCGUAGUAGUGAUAAAAAUUUGGCUGACGUUAUGAUGAUGAUGGUGGGGAAAUUUAUACGAAGUGGUAACCCUUCGCUGGAUAUUGUACAGUGGGAUCCUUUCAAUGAACAGUCACCUGGUAUAUUGACUAUUAAUAGGACUAUCAGUAAGAGCGACGUCAAUGCUAUCGAUCAUAGAAUUUUGGCAUUUUGGAAUGAGUACUACCCGAAUUUAAUUCAAGAGACUACUAAUUUUUGCUGCAAUAACACUAAUUCUGGUGCGGCAGCUAGAAAUUUUCGAUGGGAAUAUUCUCUUAAUUAUAAUGUUAUUGUAAUUGGUACUUUUAUGGUGAUUUAUCUUUAA